AUGGCUUCCGUGCAAUUUUCCGGAGACGAUAAUAAUGAGGGUGGUCAUGAGAACAACGAAGUUCAGGCGGUUAGCAGCAACAUCUCCAAACCGACCAAACGCCAAAGAUGGGCCACCACGCGCCAUGCGGGCUCCGGUGGCGUGCGGAAACGUGUCUCCAUCAUCGAUCGGUUUCACAAGCGCUCGGAAAUGAGGGAUGAGAAGCGCAGGUCUGCAACUCCGAGCACUCCGGCCGACACCGCGUCCACCAACGGCGACAGCCAGGCUUCGGGUAUCAAUCGAACGAUCUAUUUCAACAUUCCAAUCCCGGAAACCGAACGAGACGAGGAUGGUCACCUUCUUCAUACUUAUCCUCGAAACAAGAUUCGUACCGCCAAGUAUACAGCGUUGACAUUCGUCCCCAAGAACAUUUGGCUACAGUUUCACAACAUUGCGAACAUUUACUUCUUGUUCGUCAUUAUUCUUAAUUUUUUCUCGAUUUUCGGUGCCAACAACCCCGGUUUGAACGCCGUUCCCCUGAUCGUCAUUAUCGUUGUGACCGCAAUCAAGGACGCUAUCGAAGAUUGGGGCCGAACUGUAUCGGAUAACCAAGUAAACAAUUCCCCGGUUUAUCGCCUUGUCGAAUGGAAUAAUGUGAAUUCGACCGAAGAUAAUAUCUCAUUAUGGCGUCGGUUCAAGAAAGCGUGCACGCGGGGCGCCAUUUCCACAUACCACUGGGGCAAGAAUGUUUUCACCAAGAAGAAGGACCAGGAGGGCGAUCUCGACGACGGAGAACGACGUGACUCUUUCCUCACGACAGCGACCCCGCGGGCUUCGGUAUAUUCGCACCGCGACUCUCUUGCCGUCGAUGCUGCUAUUCCGAUGACCGAGGUUCCUUCGCCUCAAGCUGAAGUCCGAGAAGACUGGCCUAUCCAGAGCGUUCCCGAGAACAAGUACCUUUCCCCGAACAGCGCUCUUCGAGAAAGUGUCAUGUCGCCCACUUCGCUUGACAAGAAAACCGGAAGCGUGUUAGACAAGACGAAGCAGACACCCGGAACCGCUCGAUUCAAGCGGGACUAUUGGAAGAGUAUCCAGGUCGGUGACUUUGUCCGUCUCUACAACGAAGACCCAAUUCCGGCCGAUGUCGUGAUUUUGUCCACCUCUGACCCCGAUGGCGCCUGUUACGUUGAGACGAAGGGUCUGGACGGCGAGACCAACUUGAAGGUCCGUCAGGCGCUUCACUGCGGUCGCCAAGUUCGACAUGCUCGCGACUGUGAGAAGGCUGAAUUCACGAUCGAAAGCGAAGCUCCUCACCCUAACCUGUAUGCUUACAACGGUGCAAUCCGUUGGGAACAGCGCGACCCGAACUUCCCGGAUGCUCCCCGCAAGGAGAUGGUCGAGCCCGUGACAAUUAACAACAUGCUGCUUCGUGGCUGUUCCCUGCGCAGUACCGAGUGGGUUCUUGGUGUCGUCGUCUUCACUGGUGGUGAGAGUAAGAUUAUGCUCAACUCUGGUGCAACUCCCGCCAAGCGCGCUCGCCUGGCCAAGGACUUGAACUGGAACGUCAUCUACAACUUCAUCAUCCUGUUCAUCAUGUGCCUUGUUGCAGGUAUCGUGAACGGUGUCGCAUGGGGUUCUUCAGAUAAAUCAUUGAACUUCUUCGACUAUGGGUCUUACGGUGGCACGCCCCCCGUGACGGGUAUUGUCACCUUCUGGACAGCUCUGAUUCUGUUCCAGAACUUGGUUCCAAUUUCACUCUACAUCUCCCUGGAAAUUGUCCGCACUAUUCAGGCCGUCUUUAUCCACAGCGAUCUUUACAUGUACUACGAAAAGCUUGGACUCUACUGUGUGCCCAAGUCGUGGAACAUUUCAGAUGACGUGGGACAGGUCGAGUACAUCUUCUCUGACAAGACCGGUACUCUUACGCAGAACGUUAUGGAAUUCAAGAAAGCCACCAUCAAUGGCGUGGCCUACGGCGAGGCAUACACCGAAGCUCAAAUUGGCAUGAGACGCCGUGAAGGCGCUAAUGCUGAUGAAGAAGCUGCCGUGGCUCGUGCACAGAUUGCAGCGGAUGGGAAAAAGAUGCUGGAAAUGCUGCGUCGUAUCCAUGACAACCCUUAUCUGAAAGAUGAGAACUUGACUUUCAUUGCUCCCAAUUUUGUCGCGGACGUCGAAGGGCAAUCCGGUCAAACCCAAAAAGCAGCUGUGGAACAUUUCAUGCUCGCCCUGGCUCUGUGCCACUCUGUUAUCACCGAACACACUCCGGGUGACCCUCCUCAGAUUGAGUUCAAGGCGCAAUCGCCCGAUGAAGCUGCGUUGGUUAGCACUGCCCGUGACUGUGGCUUUACCGUCCUUGGUCGUGCCGGUGAUGAUCUUUUGUUGAACGUCAUGGGCGAGGAACGCACUUAUACUGUCUUGAACACCCUUGAAUUCAACUCCUCGCGAAAGCGUAUGAGUGCCAUUAUUCGCAUGCCGGAUGGCACUAUCCGUCUCUUCUGCAAGGGUGCCGACAGUAUCAUCUACUCGCGCCUGGCCCGUGGCAAGCAGCAGGAGCUCCGACGCCAGACUGCCGAGCACCUCGAGGAAUUCGCCAAAGAAGGACUACGAACUCUGUGCGUUGCUGACCGUCUUCUUAGCGAAGAGGAAUACCAAACUUGGAACCGUGAACAUGACAUUGCCGCUGCUGCAAUCACGGAGCGCGAAGAGAAAAUGGAAGAGGUUGCAAGCAAGAUUGAGCAGGAGUUGAUGCUCAUUGGUGGAACUGCCAUUGAGGAUCGUCUGCAAGAUGGCGUGCCAGACACCAUUCAACUGCUCGCAGAUGCUGGUAUCAAGCUGUGGGUUCUGACUGGCGACAAGGUCGAGACUGCAAUCAACAUUGGUUUCUCGUGCAAUCUGCUCAACAACAAUAUGGAUCUGAUCGUCCUCAACGUCCCCGAGGGUCAGCAUGAGCAAGCGGCUAAAGAGCUUGACAAGAAUCUUCAAACUUUCGGCUUGACUGGUUCCGACGAAGAGCUUAUCGCUGCUCGUGAGGAUCACACCCCGCCGGAGCCCACCCACGCCGUUAUUGUCGAUGGUGAAACACUCAAGAUGAUGCUUGACGACGAGCUCAAGCAGAAGUUCCUCCUGCUUUGCAAGCAAUGCAAGGCUGUUCUUUGCUGCCGUGUUAGUCCUUCCCAGAAGGCCGCCGUUGUGAACAUGGUCCGCCACGGUCUGAACAUCAUGGGCCUGGCCAUCGGUGAUGGUGCCAACGACGUCGCCAUGAUCCAAGAGGCCGAUGUUGGUGUCGGUAUCGCCGGUGAGGAGGGUCGGCAAGCUGUCAUGUCCUCGGACUAUGCUAUUGGACAGUUCCGCUUCCUCCAGCGCUUGCUCCUUGUUCACGGAAGAUGGUCCUAUCGUCGUUUAGGAGAGUGUACUGCCAACUUCUUCUACAAGAACUUGGUCUGGACCUUCGCUCUCUUCUGGUACUGUUGCUUCAACAACUUCGACGGCUCCUAUCUCUUCGACUACACCUAUAUUGUCCUGGUCAACUUGGCCUUCACUUCGCUGCCGGUUAUUUUCAUGGGUAUCUUUGACCAAGACGUCGACGACCGGGUCUCUCUUGCCGUGCCUCAACUGUAUAUGCGCGGUAUUGAGCGCAAGGAGUGGUCACAGUUCAAGUUUUGGAUGUACAUGUUCGAUGGCUUGUAUCAGUCCGUGAUCUGUUUCUUCAUGCCCUAUAUGCUAUACCAGGCAGCCAACUUUGCUACUGAGAAUGGCCGAGACAUUGCUGAUCGAACCCGUAUGGGUGUCCUGGUCGCCACUUGCGCCGUCAUCGCCAGCAACGUCUACAUCAUGAUGAAUACUUACCGCUGGGACUGGUUCACCUGCCUGAUCAAUGCGAUCAGCUCGCUCCUGAUCUUCUUCUGGACUGGAAUUUACUCGUCCUUCACAGCAGCUGGUCAGUUCUACGACGCGGCUGCUGAGGUCUAUGGUGCUCUCACCUUCUGGAUUGUGCUACUUGUGACCAUCAUGAUUGCCUUGCUUCCCCGCUUCAUGUACAACGCGAUCCAGAAGGUGUUCUUCCCCCGGGAUGUGGAUAUCAUUCGUGAGCAGGUUACUCUCGGCAAGUUCAAGCACCUGGAACAGUUCGAAGAUUACGUUCCUCCAAAUGUGGGUGCCGCCGCGAUCGUUGGCUCUGGUGAUGCGUCCGCGACCUCCUCGGAGCUUGCUAAGCCGAUUCAAACAACAGUGAAGCAGGACCAACCCGAUCCCGAGGGAGCUCAACGCUACUACACACCCUCCCAGCACACCAACGGCCACAACCCUCGCAGCCAAAAUGGUAGCAACGGCACCAACUACACGGAGAGCUUGGAUCAAUGUCCACGACCUCAGUCGGUAGACUAUGUCCGUCGUUCCCACGACCGAACGAGGCACUCCUUUGAACGGAUUCGGCACAGCUUUGAGCAGAGCAACGAUUUCACCUCGGCAGCUCGGCUUCAACGGAUGGAAUCAAGCCAUACGCAGGGUUCCAACCAAGAUCCGUUCCGCUCUCCAGGCGAGCCCCCUGCACAUAUGAUUUGA
Messenger RNA from Penicillium cataractarum, 4539 nucleotides. RefSeq names its product Phospholipid-transporting ATPase DNF1. Bases 1 to 4539 code for a protein of 1512 amino acids. Gene Ontology annotation, biological process: phospholipid translocation. Gene Ontology annotation, molecular function: ATPase-coupled intramembrane lipid carrier activity; ATP binding; magnesium ion binding. The transcript has 3 exons. The record is from RefSeq and is a predicted model, not a curated record. NCBI's taxonomy places the organism in Eukaryota, Fungi, Ascomycota, Eurotiomycetes, Eurotiales, Aspergillaceae. Gene Ontology annotation, cellular component: plasma membrane.